Carassius auratus (goldfish) is the source of this 2833-nucleotide messenger RNA. RefSeq names its product heparan sulfate glucosamine 3-O-sulfotransferase 3B1-like. The transcript is spliced from 2 exons. The record is from RefSeq and is a predicted model, not a curated record. Bases 234 to 1430 code for a protein of 398 amino acids. NCBI's taxonomy places the organism in Eukaryota, Metazoa, Chordata, Actinopteri, Cypriniformes, Cyprinidae. Gene Ontology annotation, molecular function: [heparan sulfate]-glucosamine 3-sulfotransferase activity.
UUCUCGCCUCCUCCCGCAGAUAUGACUGAGAACAGCUGACUAAAAUCGCAUUCCUAGAUGCCCCGUCUACUUUGGGUUAAUUUAUUUCUCGUUUGAGGAUUAUAUUGUGGACUCCAAUGGCUUUUAAAGACUCCUGAGGGGGGAUUCCUGAAGCUCGUCCUGGACCUGGACAGAACUGUACCUACCUGUCAAUAUGUCCAGCUGGAGUGUUAUAGUCUGCACGCACAUUGCUUAUGGAAUAUAGCCUGUUCUGUCACCAUUUUUACGCACUCUCCGUCAGUCCCGUGAAGAAGAAACUCGGGCUCCUCUUCAUCAUGCUGCUCCUCUGGGUCUACAUGCUGUACUCCUGCGUGGGCUACUGUGCCAGUAUGCCACCAAGUUUAGUUGUGGACAAUAAUAAUAACAACCGAGCGAAGGAGACGGAGUUUCUCGGGAAAUAUGCCGAGGCAGAAAGUGGCCGGCCGGACCUGAUGAUGUCCAAGCUCCUGUCCAGACCGCAGAGCUCGUGGACGGACGUGGAGUCAGAUUAUGAUGAGCCUACGGUACAGAGAGCUCCCAGAGACUUCAGUAAAGAUGAAGUGGACCUAGACCGAACAGACGAGUGGGACGACGGACGGAGAGUUUCCCCACUGUCAAGUUUCUCCAACGGCUCGGGCAGUAAGAAGCUGCCUCAGGCAAUCAUCAUCGGAGUGAAGAAGGGCGGGACGCGCGCGCUGCUGGAGUUUCUGCGCGUGCAUCCAGAUAUCCGCGCGGUCGGAGCCGAGCCGCACUUCUUCGACCGUAACUAUGACAACGGACUGGACUGGUACAGGGACCUGAUGCCUAAAACCCUGGAAGGCCAGAUCACCAUGGAGAAAACACCAAGCUACUUUGUGACCCACGAGGCUCCGGCCCGGAUCUACGCCAUGUCCCGCGACACCAAACUGAUCGUGGUGGUCCGGGACCCCGUCACACGAGCCAUCUCUGACUACACGCAGACGCUGUCCAAGAAGCCUGACAUUCCUACUUUUGAGAGCCUGACGUUCAAAAACAGGACUACAGGGUUGAUCGACACGUCGUGGAGCGCCAUUCAGAUCGGCAUCUAUGCCAAACACCUGGACAACUGGCUGCAGUUCUUCCCCAUGAGCCAGAUCCUGUUCGUGAGCGGAGAGCGGCUGAUCAGUGACCCGGCCGGAGAGCUGGGCCGUGUGCAGGACUUUUUGGGGCUCAAGAGGAUCAUCACAGACAAACACUUCUACUUCAACCAGACCAAGGGCUUCCCUUGUCUCAAAAAGGCAGAGGGCAGCAGCAAGCCCCAUUGCCUGGGUAAGACCAAAGGGCGGACCCAUCCAAACAUUAACCCUGAGGUUGUGCAGAGACUUAGAGACUUCUACAGGCCUUUCAACAUGAAGUUCUACCAGAUGACUGGGCAUAACUUUGGUUGGGAUUAACCGUGAAUGGAGGACUUGUUGUUUUCUUUCUUUUUCUGUGUAUUUGAAAUGGCAAAAAGACAUUGAGAUGAUUGCUAUAUAUAUGUAAAAUGUACAGAAAUCUAUUUUAUAAUAAUUUAUUUUUAAUUUCUAAGCAAUUAAUUCACUAAGCUGCCUAACCAUAUUUUACAUAACGUACAGCCCAACUCUAGUCUCACCAUCGACAUUCCACCGUUUUGAUUUGCUUUGCGUAUUUCCACUAAGAAUUAAUUUAAUGGUGCUUCCGGAUUCGAAAAUGGUCUGAAAAAAAAAAAAAAAGUUUGUUACGGGUAUUGUGCAUUUAAUACAAACCAACAGCGUCAUUUGCGCUUCAUUCAUUUCUGAAUGUCCAGUGAUGUGCAUCUUUAUGAAUGAACUGUAUUUCACUCUCUGACCACAUUUCAUGUGUCAUUACACUCCAUACUGGCCUGAGUCCUACUAUGUUCGGCUGAUAAGCAAGAGCUGAUCUGAUCGGUCCCUUUACUCAAUAACAUGACGAUCAAUACCCCUAAUUGCUACUUAGCGUCACUCAUGUUUAGAGUCAACCGCUGGCCUUUCACUCGCAGGUUCCUGUAAUGAAUGACCAGUACGUCGAUGGCUAAAUCGUAUCUCAGACAACAGCAAAGCAGCAUGUAGACAUUAAAUCUGAAUUGAUCGAUUGGCUUCCUCCAGCCUCAGAAACGGCCUGCUGUCCUAUCUGAGAGGUGCAAAGGUCAAGAUAGCUUUGAAAGGAACUGGAUUUGUUUAAAAAAGCAAGAGCCAAAUGAUGACAUAUGAGCCUCAUAGAUGCCAGGCCCCUAUCUUUAUGAAGCUUUACUCAAAUGUGACUCAUACUAGAACAUAAAACCCCUAACAUGAAAAGUAGCAUUUCUCGUUCAUCCCAUCAAAAUGCGUUUCACGCCACAUCUCAUUCUCCUCUUCUUGCCAAAUUUGAACAAGCUUGCAUUGAGAUGCCUCAUUGUUCAUCUUUUUCUCAUGCAAGUCUUCACGUGCUUUUGUAUGUCUUUCUACUUGAAAGCACAGAAAAAAAGUCGGUCACUCUUUAUCUGUGAAAUUCUUUCCGUGACCACUGAGAUGGCGGCUGUCUCGAAGGCAAGAUGAAUGAAUGGGCUUCAUGCAGCUCUGGUUACUGUUCACUCAGAGCACCUGAUUCAGGAUCAGCUCACAAUGAUGGGUUUAGGUGUGGGGUUUGAAGAGAGCAUGGAGCCACCAUCAGGCUGAGAUGCUGUAGAUGGUGAGGUCACAGGGAGGUUUUAAGGCAGAAUAUUGCAUUUGCAUUAGGAAUGUACUAGAACUUCACCUUUUUCAUCCUUAUUUAAUAUACUGGAAAAUGAAAUGCAGAGGGAAACUUUUGUCUAAUUGUUUGGUUUUGGAUGGAUGCAUUU